AUGUUGAACAGAAGAAGAAAAUACAUUUCUGAAAGUAUGCUGAAUAGCGAAACUCUGGUGGCUUAUUCUUUUGCUGCUUCAGGCUUCACCAAUUUAGAAAAUGACCAUUUUAUUGUGUCACUGUCUCACUCUCAAGGUUUCGCCUGGAAUCAAGAUCUAUUUGCUUCUCAAUAUCAACAAAUGUGUAAAGUAGUCUACGAUGGGCAUAAUGAUAACAUGGAUAAAUUGUUGGAUUAUAUUAAAUUGAAAACUGAAGAAGUAAAAAACUCCUCUACUCCAAUUGAAAAUACCAAUCGUGAAAAUGAUCUGAAAAACUUCUAUCAUGAAAAUGAUAAUACAUCAAGUGAUGUUAUCGAUUGUGCAAUUGAAGAUGAUUCAAAGUCAUUGGAAAGUAAUGAAGUAGAUACCAGACACCGUAGAAGAUCAAAUUCUUUCUUGAUUUCAAAGAUAAGGGCAGAAGUAACAAGGCCCAGAAGGAAAUCAGGAAGAAGUGUGAGUUUCGUUUCAGAUUCAAAAAAUGGGAAUUAUUCUAGAAAUAAAAUAACUGAAAUAGAUAUCAAUGGUGAAUCAAAGGAAAAUUUGAAAUAUAAAUGGUUAGCUUCUAAAAAGUAA
This is a messenger RNA of Vanderwaltozyma polyspora DSM 70294, 612 nucleotides long. RefSeq names its product Ugx2p (gene UGX2). The transcript has a single exon. Bases 1 to 612 code for a protein of 203 amino acids. NCBI's taxonomy places the organism in Eukaryota, Fungi, Ascomycota, Saccharomycetes, Saccharomycetales, Saccharomycetaceae. The record is from RefSeq and is a predicted model, not a curated record.